AUGGGGCCGCUGCUCAUCCUGGUGGUGUUGUGCCUGCCAGUCUGCUCAGCGUAUCCUCUGAAUGGAGCAGUGAGGCAAGACCACCCGGGCAUGGACCUCGCUCAGCAAUAUCUAGAAAAAUACUACAGCUUUAAAAAAAAUGUGUUCAGAAGAAAAGACAGUAGUCCUGUUGUCAGUAAAAUCCGGGAGAUGCAGAAGUUCCUCGGGCUGAAGAUGACAGGAAAGCUGGACUCCAGCACUAUGGAUCUGAUGCACAAGCCCAGGUGUGGCGUUCCCGACGUCGGCGGCUUCACCACCUUUCCAGGCUCACCGAAGUGGAGGAAAAACCACAUCACCUACAGGAUUGUGAAUUACACACAGGAUUUACCAAGGGAGAGCGUGGACUCCGCCAUCGAGAGAGCCUUGCGAGUCUGGGAGGAGGUGACGCCGCUCACGUUCUCCAGGAUGUCUGAAGGGGAGGCGGACAUAAUGAUCUCCUUUGAGGUUGGAGAACACGGAGACUUUCUCCCUUUUGAUGGCCCGGGACAGAGUCUGGCUCACGCCUACCCACCUGGGCCUGGGUUUUACGGAGAUGUGCACUUUGAUGAUGAUGAGAAAUGGACACUGGGACCCUCAGGGAUCAAUUUAUUCCUGACUGCUGCUCACGAAUUCGGCCAUUCCCUGGGCCUCUAUCACUCAGACAAGAAUGAAUCCCUGAUGUACCCAAUCUACAGGGUCUCCACAAGUGCAGCCCAGUUCCACCUUUCUCAAGAUGACAUAGAUGGCAUUCAGUCCCUCUACGGUGAGCCUGAAAGACAAAAAAACCUGGGAGUGGUACCCGUGUCCUCUGUCUCUCCAAGACCUGAGACCCCAGCCAAAUGUGAUCCUGCUUUGUCCUUUGAUGCAGUCAGCACCCUAAGAGGGGAAUUCCUAUUCUUUAAAGACAGGUACUUGUGGCGCAAAUCCCGCUGGAGCCCCGAGGCUGAGCUUCACUUGAUUUCAGCGUUUUGGCCCUCGCUUCCUUCCAGUUUAGACGCAGCCUAUGAAGCUCGUAACAAGGAUAGCGUCUUGAUUUUUAAAGGAGGUCAGUUCUGGGCAGUCCGAGGAAAUGAGGUCCAAGCAGGUUACCCAAAAAGGAUCCAUACUCUUGGGUUUCCUCCCUCUGUGAAGAAGAUUGACGCAGCUGUUUUUGAAGAGGAGAAAAAGAAGACGUACUUCUUUGUCGGGGACAAAUAUUGGAGAUUCGAUGAGACAAGACAUAUUAUGGAUAAAGGCUUCCCACGGCUGAUAAGGGAUGACUUUCCAGGAAUUGAGCCACAGGUUGAUGCUGUACUGCAGGCAUUUGGGUAUUUUUAUUUCUUCCAUGGAUCAACACAGUAUGAGUUUGACCCCAAUGCCAGGACGGUGACACACAUGCUGAAGAGUAACAGCUGGCUGCUGUGCUGA
This is a messenger RNA of Acomys russatus (golden spiny mouse), 1425 nucleotides long. It is a transcript of the gene Mmp10, whose product is annotated as matrix metallopeptidase 10. The transcript has 10 exons. Gene Ontology annotation, biological process: collagen catabolic process; proteolysis; extracellular matrix organization. The record is from RefSeq and is a predicted model, not a curated record. Gene Ontology annotation, cellular component: extracellular matrix. Gene Ontology annotation, molecular function: zinc ion binding; metalloendopeptidase activity. The coding region runs from base 1 to 1425 and encodes 474 amino acids. Lineage: Eukaryota; Metazoa; Chordata; Mammalia; Rodentia; Muridae.